AUGACUACAAAGUAUGCCAACCUGAAGCCGCUGACAAAGGACAGCAGUGCCAUCUCUGGCCCUGUUGCGGUACUCAAAUGGUCCCAUAGCAUUGUCGAAGAGCACAAUUUCCUCAAUGAGUAUGCAGCCAUUGAGAAUGCGCGUUCUCUUGCUUUGGAUUUGGGCUCUUACAAUGGCGUUUUCAGUGACACAAAGCCUUGGACAAUCACAUCCAGGACCCCAUCAUCUCGUCGGAGCUUGGGUUUUGCUUCCGACGUUGACGUUCUGAUGGGACUAGCUGAUGAGAUCACCAUGUACAAGGUUACUGUUCCCGAAUUUUGUCUUGGCAAUGGAAUCAUGCCCUGGAGCGCUGGUUUACUCCGAGGAGGUGAUUUUGCAGUGCCCAUACAAGACACUCAUGAAGAACAUCAACACGUUCCAGAUGACAAUUCAUCCAUGAUUCAUGCGUCUGGGAUCAGUAGCGAUACCUUUGAGACUGCUCCAUCGUCUCCAACAUCAGUGCCUGCCUUCAAUUUUGGUCAUGACCAUCCUGCCAAUGCUCGGACAGGUUCCCAGAUCCCAUCUUGGGGACGCAACAUACUCCAUCUUCUGGAAGAGGAAGGGGUUGUUGAAGACGAAGAAGACGGCCCCGUCAUCAUGGUCAGUUCAUUUUAUAUUGAUCAUGAGACGCACAGAUUUCAUGAUGAGCCGAGAAUCUUGCGUUUUGACCAUGAUUAUGAGGAAUGGGAAGCUGAUGUGCGCUUCAUCUGGGAGGACAUGGUGGACAAUCAGGCGCCAUUGGACAUUGUCAUUGUUCGUCCUGAGCCCCCACAUAUCCCUUUUCGUGGCACGGUGGCGACGGUCAUUGUGCACCAACAUCAACGACCAGACAGGGCAGCGUGCCUCAUCACUGCGGUGCACAUCAUGGAUCCAGCAACCACCUUUCGACAUUCCGCCCAUUCAACUGAGCUUCUUCUUCCACAUGCAAGAGUACGUCAGUUAGCUGGAGUGGAUCACAUUUGCUUGCAACGAGAGGAACAAGGAGCUGGACAAUGCACUGUCCACAUUGGCCACCAACUUCAACCUCCAGCUCAUGAUAUUGCGAUACUUCAUGGUUUGAGUCUUCACAUACGAAUCCCGUCUACUCUUUCCAUUGAGGAGGCUGAGCAAAAUCUUUGCAGGAGAGUUCAACAAAAUCGACGACAACAAUCGGGACAUAGCUGGGACCCACCGGACAGUCAAGUAGGCUCACCUGAAGAUGAUCACCCUUUGCCCGUGGAUGGACCACAUGAACCCGAAGAUGCCAUUUCUUUUAUGGGAAAAAGACCAAGACCGGCCAGAUCAUCCAGACAUCGACCCAUUGAAAUCUCAUCGUCCUCUACAUCACCUGAGACGAUUUCGUCUCCUGACAAUGGCUUGAGAUGGAGACAGACAGUCAUCUUCACCAUGGAUGGUCUGUCAACCUCCGCACAAUUGCCAUGGGGUGAUUCUGAUGCUCUUUUCAGUCAAAUUGCAGCGGCAUUAGACAUUGCGAGAAGGGACAUUCUCCGAGUGGUUGCAGUGCCCCAUCGACCGCCUGAUUAUGACCCAGUGAACUUGCACUGCAUGAUACUGCAAAAGUUGACAGAGUUUCGCCCUACACCCUAUGUGCGUUUGGUUUUGGUUGAUCGUGAACUACAUGUUGCACAGAAUGUUCAGACAUCACCAUUCCGUAGAUUUCCAACUUGGAUUCCACAUGUCCUCACGAGGACAAGACUUUUGACCGAACUUGGCCUUGGCGACCUAUGUGAUUCACAAGGCUCACCAUGCCAUGUAUGGAAAAACAAUGUUCUUGUUGAGGAGCACUCCAUCACACGCCUGGAAAUUGCAGAUGGAGACUACAUCAGACUCUAUGUGGGUGAUCUUGAUGGACAGGACACUUGUCUGUCUGACAUUGAUCUGAGAUUCAGUGAAGAGGCAGAAGAAGCUACGAUCACAGAGGACGUCGAUGAUGCUUAUCUCUUUCAGAAGGCCAUGCGACAAUUUGAGCAUACUUGCUCCAAAACCCUGCGUGAUCUUGAGCCUCACAAGUGUAGGAUUGCACCUGAUCAUGUCACUACUGGACGCCGGCUCGACUUACCAGGACGAGCUGCACAUCAAGAACAGAGACAACCUGUACCGACCCAGGAUUUCCAUCAAGGGGAUUUUCAGCGUUUGGGAACCUGGUUUGAUCGAGAUUCUCUCAUUGAGUGCAGUGAUGAAGGUGCAAUCGCUUACAUUGACACAUGGUACAUCCAUCAUCAACGUCAAAGCAUUUGUCGAGAAGCACGACCUCUUCGACUUGGAAAUGAUCCUACCACAUGGCGAAGUGACAUUUUGGACCUCUGGCAUGAUGUCAUUGAUCCUAGUAUUGCCACGGUCAUCCAUCUUGUUCAACCGCCUCCACCAUGUGCUAUGACGGAAUGUGUCCUUGCCCACUUGAUUUUGGAACAAUCCACACGACCACAACAUGAAGUUGGACUCAUCACUAUCCAUGUUCGUGAUCGUCAUGGUGACACCACCCGACAUGGAGCAUAUUCCCUACCCAACAUCAUGACGGAGCGCAAUGUACUGCAUUUGGCCGAAAUGUUCAUUUAUUGUCAAGCUCGACUUUGUGCAGUUCGACUUGGAGCAUUACCCUUUGGCCUUGCUGAUUGGGUUGAAAUUCCAAGAGCUGCGAGUCUUGUCAUUCACAUACGGCCUCUUAUCCUGCCAACGGAGGAGAAUGAUCACAUGGAGCUCAUGCAAAGGCCCAACACGAGAUGGCGACGUCAGACAGUUCCUGAGGAAGGACUGGCUACGUCGUCCAAUGCUCGACGAUGUGCCCGCUUCGUCUUCAAUCCGGGAGCUCCAGUAUUCAACCCGAUGAUGCCAAACCUGAACACAAUGUCAGAAGAGAUUCAAGAACUCCACCAACACUGGAUCAGGACCGCCUUUAGUUGGGAGGGCGAAACGGCCUCAACUAGGAUCCAAACAUGGUUCGUCGAUCAACACGACCAAAAUUUUUGGACAUGCACUCGGCCACGAACAGUCCGUCUUUACGAGGACUAUACGCAGUGGGAAGCCCAAAUCCGGCAGACGUGGCAGGAUCUUUUGAAUCCAGCAGCGCCAGCAAUCAUUCAGGUUGUGACUCCCACUCCUCUCAACACAAACAGAGAGACAGCUGCACACGUCCUCCUGAUCCAACGGCCACAUGAAGUCUUUGUCACCAUUUUGACUACAGUGGUUGGUCUUAGUCAUGCAAGGCGUGCUAUCACAAUGCAGCUUGCAAUCACCACUCAUGAACAUAUGUAUGUUCAGAACUUGCUGAUGGCACUGGGACUUGCUGGACGAUGCCUUGCGACAGGUGCAGCGAUGACAUGCCAGACGUGGUAUGAUCGGUAUCUCAUUCAACCAGGCACGGUCUUUCCUGCCCGCAAUGGCCAAGGACUUGUGAUUCAAAUGCACAGGCGACCUACCUACCAGGACAUGCGAGAUGGUACCAAUCUCUUGCAAACAAGGAUGCAGUCUAUCCAUCGUGAGCGCCAAACACAUGGGCAGGUGGCUCACACCCAUGGGCCACGAUCGGACACACUACCCUCCACACCGUCCAUUUUGGAAGAGGAUCUGGAGCCACCUUUCUCUGCCACAGGUAUUAUCUAUGUCCACUGGCCGCCGACAUAUGGAUCUUCCACCCAAAUUCCGCACUUUGUGGAGGUUGAGGCCCCAGGUACACCUGAACAAGUUCGACAAGAGUUUCGCAGUAUGGGAUAUGAAGGUGAAGCAUUCUCAUGUGGCCAACACGAUGCCGUCUAUUUUCAUCCAUGCAUCUUCCAUCAUGAAAUGAUGCACAUCUACUGCAACCAGGAUACGACAGCCAAAAAUGGCAUUCAUGUACAACGUGGAACUCCUGCGGAUGAUGACAUCACUCAUAUGAAGAUCCUACAUCGGAAGGGCUUCCGCAAAGCUGUGAUUACGCAGAGAGAGCAAGUCAAUGCCUAUGUCACGAUCUUGCACUUUUGCAACGUGGAGCAAAGCAUGAAGAUGAUUGCCGACCGCCAAGGUUUUGAUCGACCACGAACUGAUCAUGUCAUUGAAAUUGACUGUCAAGAGCUUCAAGCAUUUUUCAAUGCGCCGCCUCUGCAGUUGAUCACAGACAUCACACCAUAUGAAGUACCGGACUUCAUACAAGAGGCCAUUGCGCAAUGCCGGCCACUUCCUCGACAUGACAGACUGGUCAUCUAUGCCGAUGGAUCCUCACAGAGCAAAAAAAGACAUUGUUCGCCUCUAUGGACUGACCUGCAUGAAGCGAGUGACUCCUGGUGUUUUGCUGUCUUUGCGGAGCAGUACGCGGACCAAGAUGCCACCUCAGAGCGAAACCUGGAGUUCAUCGGCCUGACUUGUCAACAGAUCCUCUAUGAGCCAGACCGUCCCCACCAUGUCGGUACAGACCACAUCGGCUCCGAUGCAGCAGAAACAGAAGCGUUGUUGUGGAGCGCUAUUUGGCGGCUUGCGCAGAACCAUCGGCUCCCGACAACUUUUGUGACUGACUCCCUCUUGGUUGGUGGUCAAGCUUCUGGGACUCUUGGUACGAGUUCACCGAGUACUCCGUUCUGUCAUCUUCGGGCUGCCUUUCAGGCGCUAGAAGCCAUCUUGCCAGAGGACCAUUUGCGAGUCUCCCAUACACGCAGUCAUGCAGGAGAGCCAUACAAUGAACUGGUAGAUCAUUUUGCCAAGCUUGAAGGACGAGACAGUCAGUACCUCCCACGACAGCAGAUCAACAUGCCCACUUUUGGACGCAUUUUGCGCGUACUCUGGAUGAUAUUGGCACAGGAUGAUGUGGCCUUGAGUUUUGCAACAGCAAAUGUUCGCACCUUUUACAAGGGCGAUGAUGGCACACCUGGCAAGUUGCACUAUGUGCGAGAGCAAUUCAAACAUCUUCGACUCCACUUUCUUGGUUUGCAGGAGACUCGCACCACGACCUGUUCUACGACCGCAGCAUCGGUUCUUAGACUGGCCAGUGGAGAUCAUCAAGGACACCAAGGAGUGGAGCUCUGGGUGAACCUUGACCAACCAUAUGGAUGGCAAAAUGGUCGACCUCCUUAUUUCACAAAGAAAGACAUUGUUGUCACCUCAGCCAACCCAAGAUCUUUGCUCGCUCGCGUUCACAAUCAGCACUUGGACUUUAUGGUGGCUGUUAUCUAUGCUCCGCAAAGUGGUAUCUCACAAUCAGAGCGUGCUGACUGGUGGAAUGAUGCAAUGAUCAGCAUUCAGGAAGCGGUGCAAGACAAAGAUCUAGUCCUUCUCAUUGAUGCAAAUGCGGCCUCUGGUGAACAAGAUGCUCGACACGUUUUCCAGCAGGAUGACAAGAGCACCAGCGGCACCGGUUUCCUGCGAGACCUCCUUGAAACACAUUGCCUCUGUCUCCCAGCCACCAGCGAUCGACACCAAGGGGAACAACAAACAUGGCUAUGCCCGGCAACACAACAGGGACAUCGCAUUGAUUAUGUGGCUAUCCCCAUCUCAUGGUUUCCUUCGUGUACCACCUCCAGAACGAUACCGGAGCUGGACCUGGGCAACAUUGGGGAUCACACAGCUGUUGGACUGGAAGUGCAAUGGUAUCAAUUUUCUUCACACAGCCCAUCGAAUGGACACAGCGCCAGAGGCUAUGAUCGCACUGCUAUACCCCACAGAAAGCUUGGUAAGCAGCUCCGCGACUAUGUGCCUUUAGAAUGGGCCACGGACAUUGCAACACAGGUUGAACAUUGCAAUCAACAUCUUGUCCAGACACUACAAAGUCACUGUCCUCAGCGCAAAACUGGCCCCAAAAAGCCUUUCAUCACAGAGGAGAUGUGGGCACUCCGUGCGCAGAAACUGCAAGCUGGUCGCCGACUUCGUCAACUCCGUUGUAUGCAGGCCAGAGAAUCGCUCGUGAGAGCUUUUGCCUGUUGGAGACACCCGGAGAUAGAUGUUCCUGGAGAGACCUUUGCCACAUCUUUACAAUGUGCACUUCUCAAACAUGGAGUUCAAUUUCAGCGUUCCAAUUCUGCUCUUCGACGGGAGCUGCGCAAAGCGCGAGGACAAGCCCUUCAAGAUGCAGUUUUGACACUACCUCCUGAGUGCCCUGCAAGUGCUAUCCUGCAAGCUCUCAAGCCUUUGGUUGGACCCACAAAUAUGAAACAUCGCAGAGAGAUGCCACUUCCAAUGGUCAAUGAUGAAGAUGGACGUCCCUGUCGCACUCCACAGGACCUGACUGACCGAUGGGCCAACUUCUUUGGAGCCAUGGAAGGGGGGGACCAGAAUGGAUGCAAGGCGACUGAGAAAUCUGUGGAAGCAGAAUCUCCAGGAGACAUUCCAACUCUUGUUGAUCUGGAGCGAGCCUUUCGACGAGUUCGACCAGGCAAGGCUAUUGGAGCUGAUGACAUUCCGCCAGAGUUAUGUCACUGCCAGCCUAUGACCAUGGCGAGACUCACAUACACACAGAUGCUGAAGCUCCUUGCGCACGGCCAAGAAGCACUACUCCAUAAAGGAGGUCUUCUCGUGUCAGCGUGGAAGCGCAAAGGUGCACAACAAGAAUGUAGCUCAUACCGCUCAUUGUUGAUCAGCUCCCAUGUGGGGAAGACUCUCCAUCGGGUGAUUCGAGAGCAACAAUCCAGCUUGUAUGAACGCUUCCUUCAGAGAAGCCAGAUUGGGGGCCGCAAGCAAGUGCCUGUUGGACUAGGUGUCCAUCAUGUCAGAGCGUCGCUUAGACGUGCCAAACAGCAACGAGAAUCAUCAGGAGUCAUUUUUCUCGAUUUGCAGGAAGCAUUCUACCGCGUCAUUCGCCCUCUUGCGGUAGGUGGCCUACUCUCAGAUGCGGUUUUGGGCCAGAUUGCUGCUCGCUUGAACCUCGAUGAUCAAGUUCUCCAUGAUCUCCAUGAACUUUUGCAGAGCCCAUCUGCCACGGAACUUGCGGGUCUACCCCAACAUCUUCAAGUUGCACUUCGGGCCUUGCACACUGAUACGCACUUUUGGGUUGCUGGUCAGACUGACUACGUGCGGACUGCAGUUGGUACCAGACCCGGUGACCCGUUCGCCGAUGUGGUGUUUGGGUACAUGUUCUCUCGCAUCCUCAAAUCGGUCGAGACUCAAAUGGAACAAGCCGACCUGAUUGAACAUUUCGAGGAUGCCGAGACCAAUGGCCUUUUUCCAAGUGCCAGGACACCGACAAGGCCUAUGCCCUUUUUAGGGCCAACAUGGAUGGACGACUUGUGCAUAACAAUUUCAGCAUCCACUGCCCAUGCCAUUGAGACCAAGACUGGUGUUGCAUGUGGAAUACUUUUGGAUGCUUGUCAACGUCAUGGGGUCACACCAAACCUUCAGCGAGGGAAAAGUGAGAUCUUAUUUGCUUUUAGAGGUAAAGGAUCAAGACCACUACGCAACAAGUACUUUGGCCCGUCCACUGCAGGCAAGAUGAUCAUUUUGACUGAAGGAGGCAGCAAAGAGAUUGUGGUUGUCGGACACUAUCAGCAUCUAGGUGGACUCAUUCAUCACAGUGGAGAGACGCGCCAUGAGAUGAGAAAGAAAGUUGCUCACGGUCACCAGACCUUUACACAGCAUCGGAAGACUCUUUUCCAAAAUGGGCAUCUGCCUUUGCUGAAGCGUAGUGAGCUGUUCCAGACCCUGGUGGCCAGUAAGGUCACAUAUGGGACAGAGUCUUGGACACUCAUGGACAAGAUCAACAAGCUGUAUUUCCACAGUGCUUACAUGCGGCUCUAUCGCAGACUGCUGAAAGCUCCACAUGACAAACCUAUUUCUGACGAGGAAGUUUCAGUCAUUCUUGGCCUUCCACUACCGACUACAGUGCUACGAGUAGCCAGGCUUCGAUACCUUGCUCUUCUUUACAAGUGUGAGCAUGUCACACCAUGGGCUGUCUUGAGAGCGGACUCGCAGUGGAUGGCUUUGAUCUGCGACGAUCUGCAGUGGCUUUGGGACCUCGUUUGCUCUACCACGAAGCUCCCUGCACCACGGGAUCAUUUUGGCCCAUGGGAGAAUGUGCUCCGCUACCAUCGCACGUAUUGGAAGAGACUUCUUCAACGAGCAGUGCGACUUGAAAUUUUGCAUGCGGAAGAUCGUCUUCUCCUUCUACGUUUACACCGAGAUGCUUUUGGAUUCUUGACAGAGAAGGGCCCACUGGCAUAUCGACCGCAGCUAUACCAACAAGCUCCUGCGCAAGACCAUCAGAUCUUUGGAUGCAUGAACUGCAACAAGCGAUUCAAGAGUCAUGGAGGAGAAGGCGCUCAUCUCUGUCGAGCUCAUGGCAUUGUGGCGCCAGUCCGACGGCUCUAUGAUGGAACGACUUGUCCAUCCUGUUUGAGGGAGUAUCACACCUUUGCCAAACUUCAACAGCAUCUGCGAUGCACUGCGCAAUGUCGACAUCUACUUCAAGGACAACGCCAACAUGAGGCACCUGCGCCAGGCAAGGGAUCUCUUGCCAAUGAGCGACUCCAUCGAGAACAUGAUGGACUUGUGCCCACCUUGCAAGCGCAAGGACCUAAAGACACGCGUCAGCGACCACGUGCUGAUGAAAAUUUUUGUGGCAGUCUUUAUGGAGAUCUGGUUUCGGCAUGUUUUGAUCAUCAAGAUCACCCAGAACGAGAUCUCUUCCAAGAACUCUAUGGGCGCAUCCAGACCCACCCAGUGAGCUGGACGAUGACCAAAAGGACGCUACAUCAUAUUGCAGAGUCCCUUACGACCGAAGAUGCAGACUUGGCCCACAUCGACCUCAUGGAGUGGAGACAGUUGCUCUAUCGACUGGCAGACUUCCGUCAGUGGAGUUUCCUUGCUGCUGAUUUCUGCGCAGAAUCGAUGGACCAAGAUCUCACGCUAUCGCAUUAUGAAGAUUGGUGCAGAGAGCUACAGACUCAUGAUCCUCCACGCUGUGUCGAGCAGGCGGUUCCUCGCGUCCAUUUUCAAGAACGUGUGGUGGUGCAUGCCUACUCAGGUCGCAGGCGCUAUGGGGAUUUCCAGUGGUACCUCGACGCCACUGCGGAGCGAGCCGGCAUUGGGAUGCUCUUUGUGGUGUCACUCGAUCUGGUGAUUGACAAACAAUGGGGUGACAUUGGCAGACCGGAGUCGUACCAAUUCUGGACGAAUGCCAUUCGCAGUGGAUACGUCCUUGGAAUGCUUGGGGGUCCACCCUGCUGCACAUGGUCUGCAGCGCGGGGCAAAGUGGAUCUGGCCAUGCAACGACAGGGCAAGACUGGGCCCCGGCCCAUUCGAUCUGCCGAGGAUCUUUGGGGAUUCUGGUCACUCUCUCUUCGUGAGAAGCGCCAGAUCAUGGAUGGCCACAAGCUCCUUGCGUUUAGCAUCAUCUGCAUGAUCCUACUUGAUGAGGUCGACGGUAGCGGAAUCAUGGAGCAUCCUGCAGAACCCUCAGACCCGAGUAGCCCGAGUAUUUGGAAGCUUCCUCUUAUUCAGCUACUGCUGACCUUGCCGGGCUUCGAGAAGGUGACCUUUGCGCAGGGCCUCCUUGGUGCUGACAGUGCCAAAAGUACGACGCUUCUGGCACUUAACUUGCCCUCGCUGCCUCUCCAUCUUCGAGCUAACGCAAUCAGUGCAGAGCUUCCUCGCGGACGAUCAAUUGGACUUGACCAAGAGGGUCAUUUCCGCACUGCGGUACUCAAGGAGUAUCCGCCGGCACUGUGCAGCGCUUUGGCUGCCAGUUUUGCCACCUUUUUAGCAUCUGCCCCGAUGCCAUGCAGCAAGCACCACAUCCCAGCUGAUGUAAAGGAGAAAAUCCUAGCCAUGGUGAGCACAGAUUUCACAUCCACCAUAGGUCCGGAUUGUGCUAAGGGAUAG
This is a messenger RNA of Cladocopium goreaui, 9816 nucleotides long. The record is from the annotation of a GenBank genome assembly. Lineage: Eukaryota; Dinophyceae; Suessiales; Symbiodiniaceae.